AUGUCGAAAGUGGCCGAGCGAGUGCGCCGCGAGUGCUCCCGGAUCCGGGCCACGGGGCCGCGGCUUCCGAUCCUCGCAGUGCAGGAGACGGCGGACUGCCGCAGUUUGCGGGCGGAGAUCCGUGGUCCCAGCGACAGCCCUUUCGAGGGCCAAAGCUUCGGCGUCGAGCUGCACUUCGGCGAGGAGUACCCCUUCCGCCCACCUGCAGUCCGCUUUGCGUCCCCCAGGCGGAUCUUCCAUCCCAACGUCAACUCCAAGGGUGGAAUUUGCAUUGACAUUCUGAACGAUCCUACGCUCUGGUCUCCCGCCAUUGGCUUGGAGAAGCUGCUGCUCAGUGUGGCGUCUUUGCUGAGUGAGCCUCGUGUGGAGCACGGCUUGAAUGAGGAGGCACUGGCACUUCUGCGAUCCGAUGCGGCGGCCUUCGCUGCGCGGGCGCGUGCGGCGGCUGCGCAGCCCUCUCUGCCCACACUGGCGCCCGUCGACGCUGCGCAUGGGGCGCAGGCCCCGCAGGCCGCGCAGGCCCCGCAGGCCGCGCAGGCCGCGCAGGCCGCGCAGGCCGCGCAGGUCGCGCAGGCCGCGCAGGCCGCGCAGCCUGGUGCACGUGCCUCACCUCAAACAGAGACUGGUUUCCGGAGAUCCCAAGGAGUGCGUGUUAAACCCAGAGAGGCCCGGAGAAAUAUUAGGCACGCAACGCGCUGUAACGUUGAGACACUGAGCGUUUAG
This is a messenger RNA of Symbiodinium natans, 723 nucleotides long. Lineage: Eukaryota; Dinophyceae; Suessiales; Symbiodiniaceae. The record is from the annotation of a GenBank genome assembly.